AUGGUUCGGAAAGUUGAUGUGUAUGACAGUAUGGCUCAGGAAGUUGCUGUGUAUGACAGUAUGGCUCAGGAAGUUGAUGUGUAUGACUGUAUGGCUCAGGAAGUUGAUGUGUAUGACAGUAUGGCUCAGGAAGUUGAUGUGUAUGACUGUAUGGCUCAGGAAGUUGAUGUGUAUGACAGUAUGGCUCAGGAAGUUGAUGUGUAUGACAGUAUGGCUCAGGAAGUUGCUGUGUAUGACAGUAUGGCUCAGGAAGUUGAUGUGUAUGACAGUAUGGCUCAGGAAGUUGCUGUGUAUGACAGUAUGGCUCAGGAAGUUGAUGUGUAUGACAGUAUGGCUCAGGAAGUUAAUGUGUAUGACUGUAUGGCACAGGAAGUUGAUGUGUAUGACAGUAUGGCUCAGGAAGUUGCUGUGUAUGACUGUAUGGCUCAGGAAGUUGAUGUGUAUGACAGUAUGGCUCAGGAAGUUGAUGUGUAUGACAGUAUGGCUCAGGAAGUUGAUGUGUAUGACAGUAUGGCUCAGGAAGUUGAUGUGUAUGACAGUAUGGCUCAGGAAGUUGAUGUGUAUGACAGUAUGGCUCAGGAAGUUGAUGUGUAUGACUGUAUGGCUCAGGAAGUUGAUGUGUAUGACAGUAUGGCUCAGGAAGUUCCUGUGUAUGACAGUAUGGCUCAGGAAGUUCCUGUGUAUGACA
Procambarus clarkii (red swamp crayfish) is the source of this 688-nucleotide messenger RNA. Lineage: Eukaryota; Metazoa; Arthropoda; Malacostraca; Decapoda; Cambaridae. The record is from RefSeq and is a predicted model, not a curated record.